ACGAUUUUAAAGAUGUAUAUGUCAAAAGAAACGAAAAUCAAUAUGAUGCUUCCAUCAGAGCAAAAACGAUAUCGUCUAAAAACUAAUUUAUACUUGGCAAUUUUCAUAAUAAUAUUUAUAAUGAUAUUUCCAUCGUUUUAUAAAAUUAAUGAUGAUAUUCCGCCUAAUUCUAUAGAAAAGAAUUUUGAAAUUGAUAAUAACAAUAACAAUAAUGGAUCCAAUACAUCAGGACAUUACCAGAUUCUGCUUCUAAUUACAUCUCGGAUGGAAGAAUACCAACAUCGUAAAUUAUUACGCAGUGUUUUGUUUGGUAUAAAUGAUAAUAUAGAACCUUGUAUGAAAUAUGACACGAAUGUUUAUUACAAGUUUUUGAUUCCUCCAUAUGACGUUAAUAAAAAAAUGUACGGAAGUUUUGUUAGUGAAAAUGUAGAAUAUAAUGACAUGGUCGAAUUUCAACAUUUACCGGAUUUAAAUCUGAAUUAUACUCAAGAAAUUGUUCUUAAAUGGACUCAGUCACUAAAACAUUCUGGCAUAACAUUUGAUUUUGCUGUACUUCUUGAUAACAACUCCAUCAUAAACCUUUCAAAAUUUAAAAGGAUCAUAUCCACUUUCAAUAUCUCUCCAAUUCAACUUCAAUAUCUUAUAUGGGGUCGAUUUGACGAUUCAUUUGCUGACGAUAUUUUU
This is a messenger RNA of Racocetra persica, 684 nucleotides long. The record is from the annotation of a GenBank genome assembly. NCBI's taxonomy places the organism in Eukaryota, Fungi, Glomeromycota, Glomeromycetes, Diversisporales, Gigasporaceae.